This is a messenger RNA of Callorhinchus milii (elephant shark), 2932 nucleotides long. RefSeq names its product neuronal tyrosine-phosphorylated phosphoinositide-3-kinase adaptor 2a (gene nyap2a). The record is from RefSeq and is a predicted model, not a curated record. Gene Ontology annotation, biological process: phosphatidylinositol 3-kinase/protein kinase B signal transduction; neuron projection morphogenesis. NCBI's taxonomy places the organism in Eukaryota, Metazoa, Chordata, Chondrichthyes, Chimaeriformes, Callorhinchidae.
GCCCAUCCAAACACAGCUCGGGGUGCUGGCAUGUGGAGCGCACGGUGGGUAAACACUGGAAGAUUGCGCGCAGAUCGAAAGGGGACUUCCAUUCCUGCGAGAAGGAAGCAGUGCUCUUCCCAUUUGCUGCGCUCUGAACAAAGAUGACUUCGAAGCAGGAAGAUGCAGCCCUAGCCAAUUUCCUGCAGUUUAUUGAAGACAAGGGAUUGAGGGCCUACGAUGCUCUGGUGAUUCAGAACGCCUCAGACAUUGCUCGGGAAAAUGACCGUAUGCGGAACGAAACAAACCUGGCUUACCUCAAAGAGAAAAGCGAGAGACGCCGUAGACAGGAGGAGGCAAUAAAACGGCUGGGUGGAGAAGUUGGAAAGGGAAGUGACGGCAGCUGCAUGGGAAAGCACUUCCGCAUGGGAUUCAUGACCAUGCCAGCCCCUCAGGACCGUCUGCCCCACCCCUGUUCCAGUGGCUUUUCCGUUAGGUCACAGUCGCUACAUUCUGUGGGGGGCGGCGAUGACGAGAGUCACACCUGUGCACGCAAACAGCCUCCGCCGAAACCCAAGCGAGCACCGAGCACAAAGCUGAGCAUCUCCACGGAGACGGUGAACGCCGGAACAUCAGGGACCCCUGGAACGCCAGGGACCCCCGGAUCGGCAGCCACACCGGGAAUGCCGGGAGCAUCAGGGACGGCAACGAAAGAGGCCGACAAAAAUUCAGCGUCAAAGCCGAGACCGCACAGUGACGAGUGGCAAAAAAUUCCACCCCCUAAACCAAGGCGGGACCCAAACACGCAGCUCAGUACAUCCUUCGAUGAGACGUAUGGAACCAAGCACGGCAGCAGGAAGUCCACAGCCACGCCAGGCAUAGAGAACACUUCAGGCCAGGCUUUCAGUCCCACUCCAGACAAUGAAGAGGAGCCGGUGUACAUUGAAAUGGUUGGGAAUAUAUUGCGGGAUUUUAAACGGCAUGAGGAGGAUCAGAGCGAAGCAGUGUACGAGGAAAUGAAAUACCCAAUAUUCGACGAUGUGGGUCAGGACACCAAAUGGACCAGUUCAGGCGGGUUGGACCCUCAUUCUCAGUGUGCUACUCCUACAGUGCCUGACCUGGAAAUCAAGUCUUCAGUGCCAUCUACUCCUAAGGGCUUAUAUUGUGAGAUUCCACCUCCAUUUCCAAACCUGCUCCCUCAUCGACCCCCACUACUUGUGUUUCCACCCGCCCCGGCCCAGUGCUCUCCGGCCUCGGAUGAAUCUCCUUUAACUCCACUUGAAGUCGCAAAGCUCCCGGUCUUGGAAACGAGCAUAUCCUUCAUCAAGCAAGCUGGUGCUUCUCCACCAUCACUCCCAUCACAGUCUUCUGGACAUCAGAAAGCAGAGAAAGACAUGCCCUCCUCCCAUGGGAUAAGUGCAACUGGAAGGGCUUCCUCCCCACCGCUCCCAUCCACUCUAUACAGGACACCCUCACCUCAUAGUCUUCAAGGUCACUUUAGUCACGCCAUGUCCCCAUCUCCAGUCAGUAUGGGACGAUCCAUGACUCCUUUAGGCCUAAAAAAGCCCCCGCCCUAUGACACUCUACAUUCAGGGAGUGGAUCAAGAAGCUCUCCUACAGUGCCUCAACCUGUGGUCAAGGAAGGAGGAAAGACCAAUGCCUCUACAUCCCAUGGAUCACGUUCCAGGACGCCAACCAGCCCCCUGGAAGAGCUCAGCUGCCUGUUCACCUCAGGAAGGAGCCUGCUGAGGAAAUCUGCCAGCGGCAGGAAAUCCAAGGAGCCCAUGGAGAAACCAGGGGAUGACCUGAAGGUGAGAAGCUCCAGCGUCGAGCCCUUGCUGAGAACAGAAAGCAAAGAGCGAGGGGCACACGGCGGGGGGCCACCAACUUCAGGAGAAACAAUCAAAUCUCAGGAAUGGGAUGGGACCGUGGGACCAUCAGCUGUGGUGUCCAGCCGGUUGGGAAGGUCAUCGGUCAGUCCGACUCUCCUCGCAGGACACAGCAGCUCGGACACAAUGCGGCCAGAAUCUAGGGGAAGCUGCAAGCUUGGCCGAUCUGCUUCCACUUCAGGUGUGCCUCCUCCAUCAAUCACUCCUCUCAGGCAGUCCAGUGACGUACAGCAGAGCCAGGCGUUGUAUCAGCAGUGGUUCUAUGGCGACAGCACGUUACUUGAAACGAUCGAGAAGAAGCGAUAUUUGUGUAAAGAGAUCAAGUCUCGACAGAAGCCGGAGAAGGGCCUUUGUAAACAAGACAGCAUGCCCAUCCUCCCCAGCUGGAAGAAAAACAACACGGCAAAGAGUUUAAAAAUGACUACCCCUCCCUGUACAAAACAGGCAGUUCUUUGGGACACGGCAAUCUGACAAAGUCCUCUGUGAAGCAUGCUUCCCCCAAGGUUGCGACUUCUGCCCUUUGCAGGCACCCUCAAAGGGUCAUUUCCCAGAUGACUCCCGUGACCUUUGACACCCGCCUCAGCCUACCCAUCUGGGCCCACGGUUUAUUCAGUUCAACGAUCCAGUUGCCUUGAGGAGACCAUGGUUCACUGUGACCAGAGCCAACAUGUCACAUGACAGAGGCUGAACCUAAUACCAUGCAGAUCGACUAUGGCCGAGACCCGUGUCUCGAUGGCCUUACAGAAGCACUGUAACAAAAACUUGUACUGACAAAAUAUUGUUAUAAGAUGAAUGAUUCCACAGCUGUGCUGUAUUAUCGGAAAGGAUUUUUAAUAAUAAUUAGUUGCGUGUCUGCUUUUGAGAGAUUGCAAAGGAUCUUAAGCAUGUACGUGUGUUGGGCGGGGGAGGAGAGAAGAAAGCAGAGGAGGGGUCAGGGUGUAGCCCUGUCCUGGGGCUUCUCUGCUAUAUUUAGACAUCCUGUGCUCUCUGAGCCUACAACGAUUGGAACUUUAUAUCUAUUGAUAAUUGAACCUACAGGCGAAGUGUAGGAACACACAAGUUUU